Molecule: messenger RNA, 3549 nt
Organism: Diaporthe citri
Lineage: Eukaryota; Fungi; Ascomycota; Sordariomycetes; Diaporthales; Diaporthaceae
Exons: 3
Coding region: 1-3549 (1182 amino acids)
Biological process (GO): proteasome-mediated ubiquitin-dependent protein catabolic process; regulation of protein catabolic process
Cellular component (GO): proteasome complex; proteasome storage granule; proteasome regulatory particle, base subcomplex
Molecular function (GO): enzyme regulator activity
Source: RefSeq, a predicted model, not a curated record
AUGCCCGGUCUCGUCACAGCAACCGGAGUCCUGGGUUUCCUCUCCGACGAGGAGCCCGAGCUCAAGGUCUUUGCCCUUCAGACCCUCAACGAUGACAUCGACACUGUCUGGACGGAGGUCGCUGGUGCCUUGAGUCAAAUCGAGGCACUGUACGAAGAUGAAUCCUUCCCUGAGCGCCAUCUGGCCGCCCUCGUCCUCGCAAAGGUCUACUAUCACCUCCAGGCCUACAACGAGAGCAUGACCUUUGCCCUCGCCGCCGGCCCCCUGUUCAAGCUUGACAACCCCGCCGAGUUCGAGGAGACCAUCAUCUCCAAGUGCAUUGACCAGUACAUCGCCAUUUCGUCCUCGAGCCACGUACCCCCAAAGCACUCCGCAAACGACUCCCUGCCAGCCCUCGAGACCACUUUUGGCGCCACGCUCCCCGAUGGGGGCUCCCUGGUUUCCCCUACGACCCCUUUCUCUCAGUCCGCGCUCCCCUCCAAGUCGCUCCUCUCGCGCGACUCGGCCGACAAUGCCAUCCUCGACCCCUCCCUGGGCGCAGGCAAGAUGGGGAGAUCAAGCUCUAUAGCUACCCUGCCUGACAAGAGCUCCGAGCUCGCCCUGCAGCGCGUCAUCGACCGCCUGUUCGAGGCUUGCCUGAAGGAAGGGCGCUACAGGCAGGUUGUUGGCAUCGCUGUCGAAGCCAAGAAUCUUUCCAUCCUCCGCAGAGUCAUCAAGCAAGCCAGCGAAGAUGAGAAACGGUCCAAGGCCAAGUCUCAGGACUCUUCCCAGGGGCCUGCUGAGGAGUUGAUGGACUAUGCGCUGGGCAUCUGCAUGGACAUCGUGCAGGAACGGAGCCUGCGCACCGAGAUACUGGGCCUGAUCCUCGAGCUGCUUAACGACAUACCGAACCCUGAUUACUUUUCAAUCGCCAAAUGCGUCGUCUACUUAGACUCCGAUGAGGACGCUUCCAAGAUGUUGAAGCAGCUCAUUGAGAAGGGAGACCCAAACUCAGUGGCAAAUGCAUACCAGAUCGCCUUUGACCUCUACGACAACGGCACGCAGGAGUUUCUGGGUAAGAUACUGGAUGCAUUGCCAUCGGGGGAGCCUCAGCCGAAACCGCAGCCAGAGGAUGGCGGCGAACAGCCAGCUGAGAGCGAGCCUCUGCUCAAUGACCAGGAGCAUUCCCAGCAGGACGAGCUUCCGGAGGAGGCGGCCAAGGUGUACAAGAACAUACGCGGGAUCUUGGAUGGUAGCAAGGCCAUCAAGCUCAACCUCGAGUUCCUGUACCGGAACAACCACACCGAUCUGAGCAUACUCAACAAGGUCCGAGACAGCCUUGAAGCCCGCAACUCCAUCUUCCACACCGCCGUCACUUUCUGCAAUGCCUUCAUGAAUGCUGGUACGACACACGACAAAUUCUUCCGUGACAACCUUGAAUGGCUCGGAAAAGCUGUCAACUGGUCCAAGUUCACCGCAACAGCCGCCCUUGGUGUCAUACACCGUGGCAACCUGACACAGUCGCGAAAGCUACUCGAACCCUACCUUCCGAGGCCGACCGGUAUCAACAGCGGCUCGAUAUAUAGCCAGGGAGGUGCGUUGUAUGCCUACGGGCUGAUACACGCCAAUCAUGGCGCCGGCGCGCUCGAAUAUCUCCGCGACCAGUUCACGGCUGCUGAGCAAGAAGUCAUCCAGCACGGUGGCGCUCUUGGCCUCGGUAUUGCGGGCAUGGCCACAGGCUCCGAGCCAAUUUUCGAGAACCUCAAAGAUGUGCUCUUUGCUGACUCGGCACUCAACGGCGAGGCUGUCGGUCUGUCAAUGGGUCUGAUCAUGCUGGGCACUGGCAACGCCAAUGCCUUGCAGGUCAUGUACACAUACGCCCACGACACGACCCACGAGAAAAUUGUCCGCGGCUGCGCCAUCGGCAUGGCUCUGAUUAUGUACGGGCGCCAGGAGGGGGCCGACGUGAUGAUUGAAGGGCUCCUCAACGACCCUGACCCGACCCUUCGCUACGGUGGCGUUCUCACCAUCGCCAUGGCCUACUGUGGCACAGGCAGCAACAAGGCAAUCCGCAAGCUGCUGCACACUGCUGUUAGCGACGUCAACGAUGACGUCCGCCGCAUUGCCGUCAUGUCACUGGGCUUCAUUCUCUUCCGAAAGCCAGGCAGCGUCCCUCGCAUGGUUGAGCUUCUCUCCGAAUCUUACAAUCCUCACGUCCGGUAUGGCUCUGCAAUGGCUCUGGGUAUCUCUUGCGCGGGUACCGGAUUAGACGAGGCUAUUGAUCUUCUGGAGCCCAUGAUGAAGGAUCCAACUGAUUUCGUCCGUCAGGGUGCCUUGAUCUCCCUUGCCAUGAUCAUGGUUCAGCAGAACGAGGUCAUGAACCCCAAGGUUGCCUCAAUCCGUAAGACACUGAAGAAGGUCGUUGGCGACCGUCAUGAGGACGCCAUGACGAAGUUCGGCGCAUCUCUUGCCCUGGGCAUCAUUGAUGCUGGAGGCCGCAACUGCUCCAUUGGCUUGCAAACACAGACCGGCAAUCUCAAUAUGCCGGGUAUCGUCGGAAUGGCCAUCUUCACUCAAUAUUGGUAUUGGUUCCCCUUCACCCACUUCCUUUCUCUCGCCUUCGUUCCUACCUCGGUCAUUGGCCUGGACCACGAGCUCGAAAUUCCCAGCUUCAAGUUCCACUGCGCGACACGGCCGAGCCUCUUUGACUACCCUCCAGAGCAGGAGGUCAAGGCUGAAGAGGGUCCUGCACUGGUGACUGCUGCUGUGCUUUCUACCACAGCGCAGGCGAAACGACGUGCGCAGAAGAAGGAGAAGGCUGCUCGUCGUGAGAGCAUGGAUAUCGACUCGACCCCGACCACGGCCAAGGCGGCCGGCCCCUCCGGAGACAAGAUGGACAUUGACGACGACAAGAGUAGGAAAGUUGGCGACGAGUCCAAGGAUAAGAGGGAGGGCGAGGGAGAGAAGGAGGCGUCCGCGACGCCCGACCCGAAGAAGAAGGUCGAGAAGGAGAAGGUUGGCUACGAGAUCGAGAACAUGUCACGUGUGCUCCCCGGUCAGCUGAAGUACAUAAGCUUCCCAGCUGGGCGGUACAAGCCGGUAAAGAAGCCAACUGGUGGGCCGCUCUUACUCCAAGACUCCCAGCCUGGCGAGCCCAAGGUCCUCGUCGAGGAGAAGCUUAAGAAGGUCGAGACCCAACGGGCCCCUGUGGCGGGCCAGCCCACUGGCAGCGGUGCUGGCGGUCUUGGUGGCCUCGGAGCGGGCAGGUCUGGUCGCUCCGCUAUGAUGAGUGACGGCGACGAUGCCUUGGCCGAGGCUCUCCGGGCAGCCAUGCGGGAUGGUGCGGGCGGCGGCGCAGCGCUCAACGAGAUGCUGCGUCAGUCGGCUCAGGCGCGUGGGCUGGAUCUCUUCGGGGAUGGCGCUGGUGUUGGCGGGGCUGGCCAGGGCGGUGCAGCUGCAGCGGCGGGCGUGUUGACGGCUGUCGAUGAGGACGAGGACGGCGCCGAGGAGGCGCAGGUCCCUGGCGAGUUCGACUACUUCACUGAUAAUGAGGACGAGGAGGAACUGUAA